GGAUAAGAGCCAGCGAUGCGUGCACUGGAGAAAGUGCUUUGCCGGUACCGGCACCACUGGAGCAUUGAGUUGCGUUUUCGUCCUGCUUUGCUUGGAGGCAUAAUGAAGGAGACUGGUAACCAGCCCCCAGCGAUGGUACCUAAACGUGGGGAAUACAUGAUGAAAGAUAUAAAGAGAAUGGCAAAGUAUUAUCAGGUCCCACUGCAGAUUCCCAAGGAUUUCUUUGGGAGUGUUAUCAGAAAAGGCAGUCUUUUUGCCAUGCGCUUUCUCACAGCCGUGGAUAUGACACAGCCACAGUUCCUGGAGCCUGUGUCCAGAGAGCUCUGGAUGCGCCUCUGGUCCCAGGAUGAAGAUAUCACCCACCCAGACAGUAUAUUGCUAGCAGCAGAGAAGGCUGGGCUACUCUCAGAGCAAGCCCAUAAACUACUGGCAAUGACCUCAACCGCAGAGGUGAAGAAUCGCCUGAAGGAGACUACAGAGGAGGCACUAAAAUAUGGGGCCUUCGGAAUGCCAGCAGUUGUGGCCCAUAUCAGUGGUGAAUCUCACCUCUUCUUUGGCUGUGACCGUUUAGAACUGCUGGGCAGUGUUAUAGGAGAGAAAUGGCUGGGACCAGUUCCUGCAGCUUCAAAGCCCAGGAUGUGAGAGAACCAGGUGCAAUAUGAAACUACUAGAAAAUUCACAUUUCAGUCAAUGAAACAGUAAUGCCCAUUCCUGGGUGGUGGCAUCUAAGGUCCUAGCGUGGCUGAAAAAAGUAGUAAUGAUCCUCUGCAAGGAAAAUAAUCAGGACGCCAGUUCUCCUAUGACAUUGAGAAGGAUUUGCACUUUUCUCACCAUACAAACAGAUUUUCAAGGCAGAAUAGGGAUGUGGUGGCACUUUGGUGAGUGAAGCGAUAAUGCAGGAUCAUGGGCAGUAUGCAGAGCUCUGGCUCUCUGAUAAGAGUGAGUGAAAUCUUCUCUCAGUGGUGAUGAACAGGCUAAGAGAGACAACUCAUUUCACCUCAUAAGAUCUGAAAGCCUGUCUGGCUUUUGUCUCAACCAGCAUAUUUGGUGAUCAGUGAGAACAGCUUAGGGAACCAUAGCUCUAAAUUGUAUAUGCAAACUCUCUUGACCUGGCUGCAGGAAAUCAUUCUCAGGACUCAGAUACUUCUCUGAACUCUCAGCCUGUCCGUGUCUGUGCCUUCCAACUCUGCCUGUAUUGCCAGUCCAUUGCCCUGUUGUUCUCACAUUGGCUUGCACUUAGAAUGCUUCUUGUAUUGUCAUCUUCUCUCUUAUCUGAUUCCUUCACUUGAAAUAAAUUUCAUUUGAUUGUUAACCUCA
Pelodiscus sinensis (Chinese soft-shelled turtle) is the source of this 1317-nucleotide messenger RNA. NCBI's taxonomy places the organism in Eukaryota, Metazoa, Chordata, Testudines, Trionychidae. The record is from RefSeq and is a predicted model, not a curated record.